CCCGCCAGCAUGACCGCAGCAGAAAAAAGUGGUUACCUCGGCGUUUUCUUUGUUAGUGAUCUUCGCUCAGAGUGUUUGGGGCUUUGGCUGUGACUGCCUAGAGUGCCAAGGACACUGCAAGCAAACGGACCUGCAGUCGGUGGCCUAGCGAGAAGCAGUGUUGUUUCAUUUGUUGGUUGGUGGCACUCCGAUGGUGAUCGCGGUCGGAUAUGUGCUUUCCGGUGAAAAUCUGUGCAAUCGAAGAAUUCAUUCAGUUGUAUCGAUUACAGCGGCUGCAGUGUGGUGAAGGGCGACCGAUGAUCUUUUCGAGUAGGAGAGGAAUUUUAAUUGUUUCAGCUUCAUAGUUAGAGGCAAGCAUGAAAGUUAUCAAGUUCUCGGUCAGUGAACAGUGUCGUUUAGUUGUGCUCGACUUGUUGCCAGAAUGACCUCGAAGAAGACACUAGAACAGGUGAUCGUGGUUUGUGUGAUAGCUGUUUUGUGUGGUGACGUUGUGCGAUGUGAUCUAUUGAGGAAGUCCAGAGCGGUGAUAAGUGCUGAAGUAACAACUGAAUCCAUGAGCUCCUUUGAUCAGGAAACUACCACAGUUAGCGCAAAAAGGUUGCAAACAGUGCCGAAGGAAAGUACAAUAGCAGUGCCUACUACAACGGAAGAAAACGAAUCCGACAGUGUCGGAAUAAGCACGGUGAUCGUUCAGUUGAAACACUUUGGGACGAAGAACUUUACGUUUUUGGAACCCGAUCAUAUACCGAUCAGUAAUUUUCUUGAUCUGGAUGAGAACGUGGACUUGGAGCUGCUGUUUACCGAGCAUGUCAAUGCAAGUUUAGAGCACAGCAAUAAUCCGGCUGAAAAUGUUGUGCUCCAGAUCGAAGACUACGACGACGACGGAAACACCAAAAGUUACUUUCUGCAUUCCUCGCCAUACUCCGCAAAUCCUGUCAAUGAAAGCACGCCUACCUCAAAAAGCAUCUCAACGCGAGUUUCAGGCUUCUUCCGAGAUGUACUGCAACGGUUGGGCGUCUACAAGUACAUCGUAAACUACCGGAAUCGGCACGGAGCGGAAAGAGCACUAGACGGCAAGAUUCCCCACCGAUUUCAUCCGAACAGUUUGUCGGCUUCGGUUGAGACGGAUCAAGUGACAACUUCGACUCCAUCCGCGAGUACUGGCAGCAGUACUUCGAAGCGGCCCACCGCCAAGGGUCACCCGGCAAAGUCGUCGAUCGCAAGUUUGUUCGAUCAGUUCAAGCAGCGCAUCAAAGCGAUCUAUCCGGGGACGGUUUGGUGCGGCGAUGGGAAUCAGGCGAAGAGUGAAAACGAUAUCGGAUUUUUCUAUCAGACGGAUGUGUGCUGUCGGGCGCAUGAUCUGUGUCCGAUGACAAUCGCCGCCGGCGAUCAGUUUGAUCGGUUGCGAAAUAAUGGAUUUUUUACCCGAUCGCACUGUGAUUGUGAUAAGCAGUUCUACAACUGUCUGAAAAAUGCUAAUACGUUGGUAUCGAGCCAGAUCGGUUACACCUAUUUCAACCUGCUGAAGCCGCAGUGUUUCCGGCAUGAGCAUCCUAAAGUUGCUUGCUCCAAGAAAAGCAAACACAAAUGCCUAACGUAUGUUGUUGAUGAAACGAAGGACAAACUGUGGCAGUGGUUUGAUAACCUAAUCUUUUAGAUUCAUGGGGAAUGAGGAAGAGAACAACUUCAAAUACCAAAUCAAUGCAUUAUUGAAAUAAGUUUUAUUUAUUUUAAUGUUAAUUUUUCAACAGGACAAGUGUUUUAAAAAGCGAUGUUAUGCUGAAUAAAGCCAAAGUAGCGGUUUUAUGUAGCAUAUUUACAUUAAAGAAGCGAAUAGUGACAAAUCGUCACAAAUGAGAAACCACUGCAUAAUUUAUUCACAGAUUCGUGUUGGAUCUGACUCUCUGCUCCGACAAUAUUAC
Messenger RNA from Topomyia yanbarensis, 1922 nucleotides. RefSeq lists its product as uncharacterized. Gene Ontology annotation, biological process: phospholipid metabolic process; arachidonate secretion. Bases 422 to 1657 code for a protein of 411 amino acids. NCBI's taxonomy places the organism in Eukaryota, Metazoa, Arthropoda, Insecta, Diptera, Culicidae. The record is from RefSeq and is a predicted model, not a curated record. The transcript has 5 exons.